AAUACUCUGGUUUUCAAUUACCAUAGUUUCAAAAAUACUUUGCUGCCAAACUAAGCCCUAACUCUUCCCUCCUUUGCAAUCCCCACUGCACACAGCACACUGGCGACCUAAACCGGCCCCUCCAUCCCCUGCUGCCACAGUGCUCUCAAGUCUCGUCUCAUCCUGUCCCACCGAGAAAGAACGAGAAUGCCGCGCCACCUGCUGCAGCAGCCCGUCGACCGCCUGGCCGCGAUGGCCGCCGCGCCGGCCGUGGUGGCCGGCGGUGCGACGAGCGUGUACACGGACACGCUGCUCAUCCUGGCGGCGGUGCUCUGUUUCGUGCUCUGCGUGGUCGGGCUGGGGAUGGUCGCGCGCUGCUCCCGCAUGUGCAACCCCUCCGCCUUCUCCGUCGACGCGCCGGGUGCAAUGGCCAAGUCGCCGUGCAAGGGGAUGAAGAAGAAGGCGCUGGAGUCGCUGCCCACCGUGUCGUGGCAGCCGGAGCCGAGGAAGGUGGACGAGGAGCGGCCGGAAUGCGCCAUCUGCCUGGCGGAGUUCACGCGCGGCGACGAGGUGCGCGUGCUCCCGCACUGCGGACAUGGCUUCCACGCCGCCUGCGUCGACGUGUGGCUCCUCUCCAGCUCCACCUGCCCGUCCUGCCGCCGCGCCCUCGUCGUCGCGGCCGCCCAAUCGCCGGCAGCCACCGAGUCUCCCCCUCCCCAGACGUGCCGUGAGCGUGCCGACGUAGUCGCGGCUGCGCAGGCCUCGGCCGCCGGCACAGUGGCCGACGAGUCCGGAGUCCGGACGAGGCGCUUCCACCUCUGACCUUUCUUUUGUCAGCUACUCCCUCCGUAGUGUCAAAAACGUUUUUAUAUUUUGAAACAGAGGGAGUAGCUCUCUGUCGUUGGUACUUGUGCAGCUGGUAGGUACACGUACGUACAAAAUGCAACUGUACAGCGUGCG
Triticum aestivum (bread wheat) is the source of this 939-nucleotide messenger RNA. RefSeq names its product RING-H2 finger protein ATL80-like. The transcript has a single exon. The record is from RefSeq and is a predicted model, not a curated record. Lineage: Eukaryota; Viridiplantae; Streptophyta; Magnoliopsida; Poales; Poaceae. The coding region runs from base 187 to 801 and encodes 204 amino acids.